AUGAACUAUCAUAUCGAAAUUCGGUUUGACGAUGGAAUCACGUGGAUAGCCCGUAUCCGCAGGUUCAAUACUACAUCCCCUCCUCCAGCACUGCGAGAUUACAUCCUUCAGAGUGAGGUUGCAACUCUCAUGUUUCUAGACAAGACCAGCGUUCCCGCUCCAAAAGUUCACGACUUUGCGCUUGAGCACCCCGACAACCCUGUAGGAGUUGGUUUCAUCUUGAUGGACAAGUUACCUGGCAAAUCUUUGAGAUGGUCCCUUGCAACUCAGCAGCAAAGGAAAAAGGUUAUGGACCAACUAGCGGAUACCUUUAUCGAGCUUCACAAAUACCCUUUUGACCGUCUUGGCUCCCUCGAUAGCCCCGGAGGGUCUAAUGUCGGCGCGUUCGCGCGAGAAUCUCUCACUGAUUUUGCAGAAUCCGAAAUGCGCACCAGCGGGCCCUUUUCUUCUUUACAAGAAUAUCACGUAUCCUCAAUCCAGCUCAUCUUGGAUUUGAUUGUUCGAGAAGAGAUGUACUCGCAACAAGCAGUGGAUGCCUACCUGAUCCACCGAUAUCUCAUAGACUUGGUCCCGCAUGUGCUACCCGCAGUCCAUGAUGACGAGAAAUUCUAUCUGAAGCACGCAGACGAUAAGGGAGAUCAUAUCCUAGUGGAUGAGCAUUUCAAUAUCACUGGAACUAUCGAUUGGGAGUGGGCUCACACUGCGUCACCUGCACAUGCCUUUAACUCUCCCAUUGGCUUUUUACCAGUUUCGGAUUUUUACAGUGGAAGCAACGACCUGGGUGAUGACGAGGUUGUUUUCGCACGCCUACUUGAGGAAAAGGGUCAUCACGAUCUGGCACAUUUUGUUUGGAACGGUCGGUUACAGCAUAGAUUUGCUUUCUGCUGCGGAUAUGAUCUCGCCGACUGGGACGGAUUCCUAGGCCUCUUCCGAGGACUUCGAGAUGCUGUAGGGGUGGAUGAGGGUUUGGAAUGGGAUGAGUGGAAGAUCGUUGCACUGCAACGCUACCAGGACGAUCCUAGGCUCCAGUUGCUAUUGGCUAGACAUUAG
Messenger RNA from Fusarium pseudograminearum CS3096, 1050 nucleotides. RefSeq lists its product as uncharacterized. The record is from RefSeq and is a predicted model, not a curated record. The transcript has a single exon. The coding region runs from base 1 to 1050 and encodes 349 amino acids. Lineage: Eukaryota; Fungi; Ascomycota; Sordariomycetes; Hypocreales; Nectriaceae.